AUGUUUCUCACCUCGAUUCUCCCUCUCGUCCUCUCCGCCAUUCCUCUGUACAGCGCGGCUCCUGCCCCUGCGGCCGCUCCCACCCCGCCUAACAUCCCUUCGGCCUCCGCCGCCCGUACAGCACUCGCAGGCUUGACCGUAGCUCCUCAGGGCCCUCAAGAUGGCUAUUCGCGCAGCCUGUUCCCCCACUGGAUAACCAUCGAGGGCGCCUGCAACACACGCGAGACGGUGCUUAACCGCGAUGGCACAGACCUCACCAUCGACGACAACUGCUAUCCGGUUCGGGGGAACUGGUACAGCCCGUUUGACGGUGCCCGUUGGACGCAAGCAAGCGAUGUGGACAUCGACCACGUCGUUCCCUUGAGCAAUGCGUGGAAGAGUGGCGCGAGAGACUGGACGACUGCGAAGAGAAGGGGGUUCGCAAAUGAUUUGGUGAAUCCCCAGUUGAUUGCGGUGACGGAUAAUGUCAACCAAGAAAAGGGAGAUAAGGGACCGGAGGACUGGCGACCUCCUUUGCUCUGCGGGAGUCGGGGAAUGCCGUUUGCUGAUGCGUACACACCAGGAUCAUACCACUGCACCUAUUCCCGAAUGUGGAUCAAGCCCCAUGUGGUCUGCAUUUUAGACCAGCCCCGCAGCCCGCCCUUCCCCAAACAAACGCCCUCCAUCAACAUCUCGGUUCUCGUCGAACUUGACGCAUCUUCGUUCUCCAGAUGCAAGGAACCGCCUCAAUUCUUUGACUACGCCUUCAGCUCGAUUCAAGUCGCCACGCAAUCUACAAUGCCAGGAGCAGGCCCCCAUCUCUACUCCUUCGACACCACCGAGGACCUCGCCCUCCGCCUCCGGAAAUACCUCCUCCAGUCCCAAAACGCCGCCAUAAAACGACACAAUGUCUUCCGUGUCGCCGUCUCCGGCGGCUCUCUGCCCGCCAUCCUAGCCAAAGCCGUCACCAGCACCACUGACCAAGACGCUGGCGAUGAGAACACCUUCCACCUCUCCGCCUGGGACAUCUUCUUCGCCGACGAGCGCGUCGUGCCCCUCGACCACCCCGACAGCAACUACAACCUCCUCAAAACCGAAUUCAUCGACAAAUUCUCCCCCAGCCUCGGCACGCCCAAAGUCCACCCCAUUGACACCAGCCACCUCGACGACGAGGACCCCCAGGAAACCGCCGACCUCUACCAAGAAGACCUCAUGCGCUCCUUCGCCGCCAAGGAUAGCGUUAGACUCCCCGUCUUCGACCUCAUCCUCCUUGGCUGCGGUCCCGACGGGCACACGUGUAGUUUAUUCCCCGGGCACGAGUUGCUCAGCGAGACGGCUGCGUGGGUGGCCCCGAUUGCGGAUUCGCCCAAACCGCCGCCGAAGCGGAUCACGUUGACCCUGCCGGUGGUGACGCAUGGGUUGAGAAUUGCGUUUGUGGCAACGGGGGAGGGGAAGAGGGAUGUUAUGAGGCAGAUUUUUGAUACGGAUGAGGGGAAGAAGUUGCCCUGUGGGCUGGUGAAUGAGAUGGGAGGGGAAAAGGUGACUUGGUUUACGGACACGAAAGCUACGGAGGGGGUGGUGUUUCCCAGGAGGGGAAGCUUGUGA
Uncinocarpus reesii 1704 is the source of this 1584-nucleotide messenger RNA. RefSeq lists its product as uncharacterized. The transcript has 3 exons. The coding region runs from base 1 to 1584 and encodes 527 amino acids. Lineage: Eukaryota; Fungi; Ascomycota; Eurotiomycetes; Onygenales; Onygenaceae. The record is from RefSeq and is a predicted model, not a curated record. Gene Ontology annotation, molecular function: 6-phosphogluconolactonase activity. Gene Ontology annotation, biological process: carbohydrate metabolic process; pentose-phosphate shunt.